Messenger RNA from Striga hermonthica, 1905 nucleotides. The record is from the annotation of a GenBank genome assembly. Lineage: Eukaryota; Viridiplantae; Streptophyta; Magnoliopsida; Lamiales; Orobanchaceae.
AUGAUAUUGAAACCGGGACCUGUUGUGGAUUUCCUUCUUUCUAACCAGAAUGUGAAGGAAGCUCGAGAUAUUGACUGGUUAAAGGCCAAAAAAAUGCUCAAGAAUAUGAGGAUCAAGGCAAGCCAUAGUAAUAGGGAGUUCAAAAUUACUGGUUUAAGUGAGAAACCUUGCAAUCAGCAGCUUUUCUCAAUGAAAGUGAAAAGUGAUAGUAGUGCCAGAGACAAUGAGGAGACCCUGGAGAUUUCUGUUUAUGACUAUUUUGUUAAGCACCAUAACAUAGAGCCUAAACAAUCAGCAUACAUGCCAUGUCUUGAUGUUGGAAAACCUAAACGACCAAUCUACCUGCCACUAGAGCUCUGUUCUCUAGCUUCUCUCCAGAGAUACUCUAAAGCAUUAUCAGGAUUGCAAAGAGCGUCUUUAGUUGAAAAGUCAAGGCAGAAGCCACUUGAGAGAAUUCAAGUUGUAACCAAUGCUGUUAAAAACUACAAUUAUGAGGAGGUUCCACUUCUUGCCAUUUGUGGUGUAUCAAUUGAAAAACAGCUAACUCAAAUAGAUGCACGUGUCUUGGAACCACCGAAGUUGAAGGUUGGCAAUAGUGAAGAUUGUGUACCACGUAAUGGCAGGUGGAACUUCAAUAACAAGAAACUUCUGAACCCUAGCCAGAUAAAUCAUUGGGCACUCGUCAAUUUCUCUGCACGCUGUGACACCAGCCAUCUUUCACGGGAACUCAUCAACUGUGGGAGGAACAAGGGCAUUCAUAUUGAGCGUCCCUACACAAUAAUCGAGGAAGAUCACCAUUGUAGAAAAUGUAGCCCCGUGAUACGCGUAGAACAAAUGUUUGAGCUGAUUAUAGCCAAGUUACCCAGCCCUCCUGAGUUUCUGCUUUGUGUUCUGCCAGAGCGGAAAAUUUGUGAUAUUUAUGGUAGUCCCUGGAAGAAAAAAUGCCUGACUAGCUUGGGUAUUCCCAAUCAAUGCGUUUCUCCUUCCAAGAUCAAUGAUCAGUACUUAACAAAUGUACUACUCAAAAUCAAUACAAAGCUAGGAGGUACCAACUCUUUGUUAGCGAUAGAGCAGGUCCACGGAAUUCCGCUCAUUAUGGAUAAGCCGACCAUGAUCUUGGGAAUGGGCGUAUCACACGGUUCCCCUGGUAGAUCUGAUAUCCCAUCAAUUGCUGCUGUUGUAGGUUCUCGAAAUUGGCCACUGAUAUCUAGGUACAGAGCAGCUGUAAGAACUCAAUCCUCAAAGGCGGAGAUGAUAGAGUCUUUGUUCAAGCCGCUGGAGAAUGGAGAUGACGAUGGCAUUAUGAGGGAACUGCUUGUGGAUUUUUAUAAAACCAGUGACGGGCGUAAACCAACCCAAAUCAUUAUUUUCAGGGAUGGUGUGAGUGAGUCACAGUUUUCUCAGGUUUUGAACAUUGAGCUCGAUCAAAUCAUCAAGGCCUAUCAACAUCUUGGUGAGUCGGACGUUCCAAAAUUCACUUUGAUAAUAGCUCAGAAGAAUCAUCAUACCAGGCUAUUCCAAGCUUCAGCCUCAGAAAACGUCCCAUCUGGUACUGUUGUGGAUACACAAGUCGUUCAUCCUAGAAACUAUGAUUUUUAUAUGUGCACUCAUGCGGGGAUGAUUGGGACUUCUCGACCCACCCAUUAUCAUGUCUUGGUUGAUGAAAUUGGUUUCUCACCAGAUGAACUGCAGAAGCUGAUUCAUUCACUUUCAUAUGUAUACCAGAGGAGCACUGCUGCCACCUCUAUUGUUGCACCAGUAUGUUAUGCACACCUUGCAGCCCAACAAAUGGGUCAGUUCCUUAAAUUUGAAGAUUCCUCCGAACUAUCGUCUGGACAAAGCAUUCAUGUUCCCCAGCUGCCUAAGCUCCACAAGGAUGUUUCUGGAUCCAUGUUCUUUUGUUGA